This is a messenger RNA of Xylaria bambusicola, 2163 nucleotides long. RefSeq lists its product as uncharacterized. The record is from RefSeq and is a predicted model, not a curated record. The transcript is spliced from 2 exons. Lineage: Eukaryota; Fungi; Ascomycota; Sordariomycetes; Xylariales; Xylariaceae. Gene Ontology annotation, molecular function: protein binding. The coding region runs from base 102 to 2093 and encodes 663 amino acids.
GUAACUGAGGACUCCACAAAAAUUUCCGAGCGCAAGAGAUAAAAGUUCAGUGCGCUUCCCAUAGUAGCAUUUGAUCGCAUAUACCAUUUGAAGAAGUCGUCAUGUUUACCUGUAGAGAAUGUUUGAGAAGGGCAUUCAACUCUUCAUCUAGAGCAGGUAUCCCCAAGAAUCUGAGUGCAAGCCACUCCAGCUUGCCGCCUCUCAGCGCCACGACCAAAGCCUCUCGACCGAACAAAAAAUAUUCGACUGUCGCCACAGCUCAGGAACUCACCGCAGAUGAAACAAGAUCAGAUGUAGCCCACGAUCCAACCAGAAAAGAUCAUGGCGAUAACAAGCCGUCUGUUCUUGGUCGCUCAGCGAAGUGGGCUGCUCGUAAGGAACUCGAGUAUCUGAACGAUGCAUUACAUAUUGCAAAUCGGGUCGCGGCUGCCUUGAACAAGGACGACUUUGAAGUCGCUGCUCAGAUCACGAGGCAGGCAAGCAAAGACAAGAACGUUAUUGUUAGCUGGAACCAUCUCAUCGACUACCAGCUCCGGAACGGCCGGAUACACGCCGCUAUGAAGCUUUAUAAUGAAAUGAAGAAACGCGCUCAUCAACCAAACGCCCAAACUUUCACUAUUAUCUUUAGGGGAUGCGCAAAGUCGGAACAUCCUAAAUUAGCCGUCGGAGAGGCUGUCAGGUUAUACCAGAACAUGCUGUCGGUAGGGCGAUUAAAGCCAAAUACUAUACAUCUAAAUGCAGUCCUACAAGUUUGCGCCAAAGCCGAGGACCUUGAUUCUAUGUUCGGUAUAUUGAGUUCUUCCAACGACGCUCUCCGGAGUCCCAAUAAUCUUACCUACACGACAAUUCUAAACGCUAUGCGCAAGACAGCCGAAAGACCACUUGCCAGCGACGAUCCUGCCCGGGGCCUGGCAGAAACAGAUAUCGAAAAUAAUAAGCGGGACACCAUUCAACGUGCCAAAUCCAUCUGGGAAGAAGUCGUCUCACGGUGGAGAGCUGGUUCACUCAUCAUUGAUGAGGAAUUGGUUUGUGCAAUGGGGCGGAUCCUACUCAUGGGAGACUAUACCGAUGCUGAUUAUAUUGAGAGCUUGAUUGAACAGACCAUGAUGAUUCCAAGAGUUGAAAACAAAGGCUUAUCUAAGCCACAGGGAACCGAGAGCAGUACAAUGGCACGCAAUAAGCAAGCCAGCAAAGCUCCUGGCGCUCCUGCAAUCACUCACGCGUUACCUGGGAACAACUCAUUGUCGAUGAUCCUUGAAGCUCUGGAGAAGACCCGCAGAUCGGCCAAAGCAGUAAAGUACUGGAAUGUGUUCACUCGAGAACACAAUGUUGUUCCAGACGUCGAUAACUGGACUUGCAUACUGAAGGUUUACAAUGUUGGAAAAAAUAGUGGCAGGGCUUCUGUAGCGCUGAACUAUAUGCCCGGACAUAUGUUAACACAGAAGCAUGUACGACUCGCUAUGAAGGCCUGCCUUCGUGACAAUCUCAACAAGUUAGCAUUCGAAAAUGCAACAGCUGUUUUGAGGACAAUGGGAGAAAAGCUUGAGCUCCCUGAUAUACAGACGCUCCGAACUUACCUGCAGGUUGCCCACGCAUCUAAGCGGUCGUUUGACAUCGAGGCCAAAGAUGAUCAUGCGGGCGCAAUGGAUUCGUGGGCUCGAAUUCUGUACGCAGCCCUUGAACAUCUUUCCAGGCCAUACCAAGCUCUUGUAGAGGGGUAUUUCACCAAGCAAAAAAGUGUUAGCGAUGCCAAGUCAUUGGAGCGAUUGCAGAAUUCCCAGGCUGAAGUAGUGGCCUUAGCACGAAAAAUGUCUGCUGCCUGUGGUAUUCUCACUCAUGAGCACACGACCUCUUUUACGAAAGCUCAGCUCGCCAAGAUGGAAUUGAUGUUUUCCGACCUUACAAGGUUUAUGAACCGAUAUUAUGAGAAACGUCGUGGCAAGCCAGCAGGAGAACAGGAGGUUGUUAAGGACAAAAAGCCCAAACAACAAGACAACAGUCAGCACAGCAAACCCAGGCGAUUGGAAGACACUGAUGAUAGAAGUGUCGAGCACAAAUCUGCAGACAGUCUGAUAAGUGUUAGAUAUACAUAGACGAGACUAGAUACCCAUGAACGCAAGACAUGUCCCAUCUCCUCGUUCAAUAAUUCCUUCCCAAAGUCCA